Messenger RNA from Oikopleura dioica, 3168 nucleotides. Lineage: Eukaryota; Metazoa; Chordata; Appendicularia; Copelata; Oikopleuridae. The record is from the annotation of a GenBank genome assembly.
AUGAAAAAUUUGCUUCUUUUGGUCAGUUUGGUGACUGCAAAGAGAACCAGAAAUUCAGGUCACAAUGGCAAUAGUCGUUUUCAAAAUGGAAAACGACCAAAUAUUAUCAUUUUCGUGCUUGAUGAUCAAGAUGUUCAACUCAGAUCUCAAGAUGUCAUGGUGAAGACUCAAGAGCAUCUGAUUGAUAAGGGUGUUAAAUUCAACAAUGCAUUCACAACAACACCAACCUGCUGUCCUUCGCGUAGCAGCAUGUUAACCGGACUUUACGCUCACAAUCAUCAUGUGAUGACGAACAAUGAAAACUGCACAGGAGCUGAGUGGAUUGAAAAGUUUGAGCCUCGGACAUACGGUGCUAAACUUCAAGAAAAAGACUACAAGACUGCUUUCUUUGGCAAGUAUCUCAAUGAAUACAAUGGAACGUACGUCGCAGAUUUUGAUAAAGAGAAAAGAAGUGGACUGCAACUGCACAGCUUCGGUGACAAGCCCGAAGAAUAUUUCACAGAUGUCAUCGUUGAUAAUGCGCUUGAGUACUUCGAGACACACGCCGAUGAUGCCGAGCCUUUAUUGAUGGUUUUGAACUUUCCAGCUCCUCAUGGGCCGGAAGAUGCGCACCCUGACUAUCGUCAUGUUUACGACCAGCCAAAUGAAUUUCAGCAGGGAAUUCUCGGCGCCCACAGGGAUCUGGUUUUCAACAAAACCAGCUGGCAGCCCGGCGAAAAACAUUGGUUCAUAGCGUCGCAGAAAGAAAUGAAUGAAGACGAUGGUCAUUUCACAGACUUGCUACAACGAAGACGACUUCAAACCCUUUUUUCCGUUGACAAUGGCAUCGAAAGUAUCAUGAAGGCCGUCGAAGCAAGAAAUCAGAUGGACAAUACUUACUUUAUGUACACAUCCGACCACGGCUAUCAUCUUGGCCAAUUCGGAGUAGUCAAAGGAAAAGCACUUCCGUACGAUUUCGAUAGUCGUAUUCCAUUCUACAUGAGAGGACCGUCUAUUCCCCGAGGAGAGUUAAGAGAAGAAAUCGUUCUCAACAUCGAUUUGAUGCCUACUAUUCUUGAUAUUGCUGGAUUCAAGAAAGAGGCAGAACGAGAUCUUGAUGGAACAUCGAUUCUCAAAGUUGCUAAAGGCACACAGGAUCCAAGAAAAUGGCGAAAAUACUUCCUUAUUGAGCGAGGCAAAUUCCCCAACAACAUGCUUUUCAGCAAACCAAACAAGCAAGAGUACCUUUCUCAGCUUUGCAGGAGGAAAAAGAUGCAAACACCCAUCGAUGGUCAAUCUUGCCAGCCAAAACAAACCCAUUACUGUACAAAAGAAGGCGACGAGUGGAAAAUCUCAAAGUGCAAAAACCCACCAAAAUUGGGAAUUACCUUGUCUGCCGAUGGAAAGGAGUUCUGCUGUUGCUACGAAUGCUACAAAAGACAUCAAGCUCAUUGUGCUCGCAGAGCGCGCUCGCGAAGAGCUAUAUUUAGCCCAGCGCACUUUCCAAUGACCUUCAAGUCAAAUUUUUGUGAUGUUCCCCAAAAAAGUUGCACCUGUGAAAAGCGUCAGAAAACAACAUCUUCAAAGCAUAUCUCUUCACCACAGCGAAGAAAAAAUCCUGUAAAUCAGAUGAAAAACGAGCUUGACAAGGAAAGAUCACAGUACAAAGAUAUGAGAGAUUUCCACAAGAGCAUUCGGAAUCAGCAUAAUAAGCGUGGAAAACGAAAAGGUGGCGACUGCAAACAACGAGGAAUGGCUUGUUUUACUGUUGAUGAUCAGACCUUCCAGACCCACCCGAAAUGGGAUCGCGACGAGCAAUGCUACUGUAUCAAUGCUUCCAACGGAACAUUUUUCUGCCUUCGUCAUCUGUCACAAGAGGAAAACGAGAGGGAAAACUACCUGUAUUGCGAGUUUAUAACUGGCGAACAAGAGUUUUACGACCUUGAGACAGAUAAGAACGCAGAGUUAAACCUUUGGAAUCUUGAUGAAGAGACGAUUCCCGACAGUCCCCUCAAAAGCAGACCGGGAAAGUUCAACAAGCUCAAGGAACGACUGCCGGGAUUAAAAGAUAAGCUUUUCAAUUGCCAAGGAACGAAAUGCAAGGAAGAGAUAGAAUAUGGAAAUAGAGCCUUUUCCAAUAGACGAUCUCGAAAUAAUAAUCGAAGAAGUCUGAGACGCAAGAACAUCGGGGCAAAUCCUCAACAGAGCACAAGUAACCACAGGAAUUGUUCAUUCUUCAGAGAAAAAUCCCGCUCGUUACAUAAAAUGGCAACGUCGUGUGGGGAGAUUUAUCAAUCAGGUUGUAUGACAACUGGUAGAUAUUAUAUCAGAGUCGGCAAUAGAAGAAGAAUACCGGUACUUUGUGACAUGGACACAGAUGGAGGUGGUUGGACUGUUGUUCAUUCACACGGUGUUAGACAUCCAGAAGAAUUUAGAUGCUACAAAGAAACUUCGGUAGAUUCCCCGACUUUCGAAGGGAGAAAAUGUCGUCGGGCAGUUGGACAAGCAAAUUGGAACUCGACCUGGGAAGAGUACAUUAUCGGCUUUGGAGAGAUCCCAAGUGCAGAAGGAAGAAAUGAUUUCUGGCUUGGUUUGGAUAAUAUCUUCGAGUUGAGCAAUGCAGGGAGAGGGACUGAAGCUAGAAUUGAACUCUAUAACUGGGGAGGGGAGCGAAGCUGGGCAAAAUACGGAACUUUCAUGGUCUCUGAUAUCGAUUUUGGAUAUCGACUGACUGUGAAGAAUUUCGAAGACAACAAGGACCUCCCUGUUCACGAUGCAUUUUCUGGAGUGACGGAAAAUUUCCUUUGCAGAGGAAGAAACUGUCCAAACAGAAGGGAGAACAGACAAAACUCAAAGCAGAAUGGGCAAAUGUUCACAACGAAGGAUAGGGAUAACGACAAUUACUGCAGACCAACAGCCAUCAAACGCGACGGAUCGCCCGAGUAUAAGGAAGAAGACAAGGCUUGUGAGAUGACUCAUUCUAAUACUAACUGUGCGAUUGAGGAACAAUCAGGCUUCUGGUUCAAUUCUUGCUCCGCUGUUAAUCUGAAUGGGCCGAUCUAUAGAACAAAUCCAGAGCGUGAAAGACAGAAGGCUCUUCCCGCGGGAAUGAUUUGGGCUACUUGGCAGAAGCAGACAAGUCUCAUGUUUUCAAGUAUCAAAUUGCGACCGCGAAACUUUAAUUCCUGA